AUGCCGUUCUCCCUAGCCUGCACCAGCCCCCGCCAGCUCUGCAGCGAAUGCAAGCCCAUCUACGCGCGUCUCGUCCGCGAAGCCUACGGCAAGUGGGAGCCCGAAGACAUCUUCCCCUCGCCGCGCGUCUACCCCAUCGGGUUCGCCAAGCGGUUCUCCCUCGAGGUCCCCAGCAAGGCCACGCUGGACAAGCACAUCUGUCAAGUCCUCAAGGGCGACCACCUCGCGGACCCCAAGCUGCACUGGCUCAUUACCAGGUCCAAGGACGGUAAGGGGCAGUCUAGUGUCAAGGUGUUUGUGCUCGUUGAUGUUGAGGAUAGCGUGGAGGUUACGAAGGACCUCAUGCAGAAGAUUUUCGGCGAGAUCGAUGGGGGUGCGAAGGGGUGGAAGUAUGAGGUUUUUGGGGAUAUCCAGGAGUGUCAGACUUUGCAGCGCUUGUUGUUUUUUGAGCAUAAGCUUUUGAGGAAGUGA
Aspergillus mulundensis is the source of this 471-nucleotide messenger RNA. RefSeq lists its product as uncharacterized. The record is from RefSeq and is a predicted model, not a curated record. The transcript has a single exon. Bases 1 to 471 code for a protein of 156 amino acids. NCBI's taxonomy places the organism in Eukaryota, Fungi, Ascomycota, Eurotiomycetes, Eurotiales, Aspergillaceae.